Molecule: messenger RNA, 9032 nt
Organism: Chrysemys picta bellii (western painted turtle)
Lineage: Eukaryota; Metazoa; Chordata; Testudines; Emydidae
Gene: CREB3L2
Product: cAMP responsive element binding protein 3 like 2
Biological process (GO): regulation of transcription by RNA polymerase II
Molecular function (GO): cAMP response element binding; DNA-binding transcription factor activity, RNA polymerase II-specific
Source: RefSeq, a predicted model, not a curated record
AGGGAAGGCUGCUGGUGUCAGUUUGAGUCUGGACUCUGAGCAGCUGUGGGGAGGGUCUCCAGCUGAUAGAGGAAACUCGCUACCUAUUAAACCCAAACACAGACACAUUCUAAUGCAGAUCAGCUGUGUGCAAACAAUACGGGAAUUGCAGCACUGAGCACUGGAGAGAGGAGAGUAGGGUUUGUUCUGGAAAUUUGUCUCAACUUAAAUUGAGAUAUCUAUAUCAUAUAGAUCUAGAUUUGAGGGAGUAUUAAGUACAAAGAGUGAGCAAAAGGAGAUCUUUGGUCAUAUGGAAUAAGGCUUCUCUGUGUGAGCAGAGUGCCCAUAGUGAAGUGUGCCCAAAUACACAUACCCUAUCUCCCUUGGCUUUAUUGUGGUUCUAACUGACCAUGGAGGUGUUGGAAAAUGGGGAGCAGAACCUGUUGCACUGGGAUCGAAAGCUGAGUGAGCUGUCAGAACUGGUGGACUCCGAUUCCCUGCUAAACAAUACGCACUUCACGGAGUUCCUGGAUGAGUUUUCGCAGGAUGUCCUAGGCCAGCUCUUGAAUGACCCCUUCAUGUCUGAGAAAAAUGAGAUGAUGGAAGUGGAGCUGUCCCCAGCAUCCCCAGCUCCCCUCAUCCAGGCAGAACACAGCUACUCCCUGUGCGGCGACUCUCGCCCCCAGUCCCCACUGACCCACGUUUCGACUGACGACAACUUCAAUGAAGCUGAUCUGGAGAAUGAGGAAUGGUGUCUGGGUGCAGAAUUGACUUCAGCAACAAUAAAAACUGAACCUGUGCUGUGUGAGGCGCCAGGCCUUACCCCCUCUGUCAGUCUCACCAUCACACCUGUACCCCUGGAAGGCGAAGAACCCCAGUUGCAAUCUGAUGCCAUGAUGAAACCGUUGAGCCAGAAGGUUCUUCCAGAGAUUAAAUUGGAGCCACAUGAAGUAGAUCAGUUCCUGAACCUGUCUUCUAAGGAAGCAAUGGAUCCACUGCACCUGCCUCCAACCCCUCCCAGCAGCCAUGGCAGUGACUCUGAGGGAGGGCAAAGCCCAACCAGGUCCCUCCCGCCUUCAAGCCCUGUCCAACUACAAGCCACAGCUAAAGUGACAUCACGCAUGGCUUCAGCACUCUCCAAUUCGCCUCUCCUGACUGCACCACAUAAAUUGCAGGGGACUGGUCCACUGAUCUUGACGGAGGAAGAGAAGAGGACGCUGAUAGCUGAGGGGUACCCUAUUCCUACAAAACUGCCCCUGACAAAGGCAGAGGAAAAAGCACUGAAGAAAAUCCGCAGGAAAAUAAAGAACAAGAUCUCUGCCCAGGAAAGUAGGAGAAAGAAGAAAGAAUACAUGGACAGCCUGGAAAAAAAGGUUGAGUCCUGUUCAAAUGAAAAUAGUGAGCUGCGUAAGAAAGUGGAAGUCCUGGAGAACACAAACAGAACUCUUCUGCAGCAGUUACAGAGACUCCAAGCCAUGGUUGCUGGCAAAGUGUCCCGUUCCUGUAAAGCAGCCAGCACGCAGACAGGGACCUGUCUCAUGGUGGUGGUGCUGUGCUUCGCAGGCAUUUUUGGCAGCUUCUCUCAGAGUUACGGGCCCUAUCCUUCUGCCACAAAGAUGGUGCUGCCCAGCCAGCAUUCCACACCAGAGUUGUACACGGCCUCCAUUGUCCGGUCAAGAAGUCUGCUAAUUUACGAAGAGCCCCGCCAACUGGAGGAGCAGUACAGUUCAAUCUCCUUUGCAGAUCGCAGUGAUGUCUGGGAUAGGCGCAUGGACGCCUCCAAACACACAGCACUAUCUCUGGAAUCUGUGCCGGGAGCACAGCAGGACAAAGUCACACACUUCACAGUAGCCAAUGAGACAAGGCUAGAGAAAUCAGUGGUGCUGGGGCUGCAGCCGCACAGGGUCAGCUCAGAGCUGGAAGUGAAUGAAACGCUGAAAAUAAUUGAAAUUGAUAGACGAGUUAAUGCCACUUCUUAAAAAAGAGGCCUUCUCUCCCCCCUCCCCCCCAUUAUCCUCCCUUCUUUCCAACCCAAGCCCCACCCCUUCCGCUGGACUCAUCACCAUCAGGGAACCAACGGGCAAAAGAGAGAGAGUCUGCCAACUUCUGAUUUGGCUGAAGAGUCUGUGACUUGAGUCAGCAGCAGUUGUCCUCGUUCUGUCCUUUCCUCCGGGCACACAAACCUGCUUCUGCUUUUACUGCUGUCCCUGACUGGUAAUACAAGGGUGUACAGCUGGUUGGUUUGUGUGUAUAUCCUAAUCAAGGGGCAGAGCCAUCGAAUGGAGGAUUAGGAUAAAUGUAACUGACGGGGGAACGUUUGUGGUAGGUCACGUGGGAGAAGGAAACUGAAAGAUACAGUGUGACACUGCUCAGGAUUUGGCCACAGCUCCAUGCCCAUCACUCUGGCACACUGGAGCUUUAUGGGGAGAGAAAUGUGUUCACAGUUCCCAUCCCUCCCACUGAGGGCAGAGAACAGACACUAGUCCUAUUGAGCCAACAGCACAGACAGGAGAGUCUGUUCAAUGGCAGUAUUGAUUUUUUUUUUCUUCUCCCUGCUCUCUCUCUCUCUCUCCACCCCACCCCCCCCUUUUCCUGCCCCUUUAUCACGUGGUGGGUGAAGUUUCCUUACUGUUGCCAUCCUUAUGAAGGAUCCAGGCAAAGUUCAGUCAGCCCAUGUGUCUUCUCAGGCCUUGUCUACAAUUGCACCAAUUUAACUAAAUCAGUUUAGAAACUGAUUGAGUUUAAUCUGUGCGACUCCCUUGUGUGGAAAUUUUUAAAUAAGAUUAUGACUAGUAUAUUGUAUCCAUUUAGCUUAAAUUGAUUCCUUACUGGCAUAAACUAAAUCAAUACUAGGCUCUCUUAAACCAAAAUAAGAGCGUCCACAUUAGGGGAUUGCAUGGAUUUAAUUAAAUUAGUUUCUAAAUCCAUUUAGAUACAUUGGUGCAGUUUUUUGAGGUAGACAAGGCCUCAGAUUGCUCUAGGUUCUUCUUCUUCCCCCGAGCCUCCUGUUACUGUUGUAAAUAGUAUUUAUUAGCUUUCCAAAAUUUCCCUCUGGUAGCCAGACUGGAGAACCAAGCUCCCAAGACCAUGCAGGUUUUCUUGGUGAACUUUGAAAUCAAGAUGGAAAAAAUAUGCUUUUUUUAAAUUAAACUUAGUUCUCUAUAAUGAUUAUUAGAAUGUAAUGAGGCUCCCCUUCCUCCUCCCUUUUACUAAAAGUACAUGGAAUUAAAGCAACUGCUUAGGAAAAAAUUUGUUGCAUGUUCCCAAUUAGACGCAGUUUAGGACAGUGCUGAUGGUCUCCCUCUCUAGUUAUUUAUUAUUACAAAACUACCUAGAAGACCAAACCAAGGUCAGGUCCCCAUUGUGCGAGGCACUGUACACACACAUGAUGAGAGACUGUCCCUGUCCUGAAGCCGCUAUCCUGGAUAGACAAGACAGAAAAAAGAUGGGAGGGGGAAUAGAUACACUGAGAGGGGAAAUGCCUUGCCCAAGGUCACACAGCUGGUCAUUGGUAGAGCCAGGAAUAGAAUCCAAGUCUCCCGCCUCUCAGUGCAGUACCCUAUCCACUAGACCAUACUGCUUCUAAAGCACCAUGCUGAUGCAUCUAAUGCACACUGCCUCUAGUGCGGUGAUUCUCCCUCUCUCAAUACCCAGAUUGUGCCAAUGGCAGGGCUGCCCUUUCCACUCACAACUGUCCUUUCCGUGAUCCAGCCAACCCACCAGUGAUUGCUUCUGGGUUUUAUUUGGUUAUUACAAAGGGCUGCUCAGAGUUCCCAGUGAUGGCUUUAGCCUAAAAACCUAAAUAGGAUAGAAUAGUAUGGCUACUUUUGCAAUUUACCAGGAAAACUCAAUUAAAAAAAUAUUUAAAAUGUUUUUUAAAAAAAAACUCUCCUUUUUUACAUAAAUAAGGAGACCAAACUAGUGUAGCCUUGUGUUUUAUACCAUGUACAGUAACUCUUUCCUCCAGGUAUUCUAUUUUGUAAAAUAUUUUUAAAGAAAAAGUGUAUUGUUUUUGUAUUUUAGUAUAGCCUCUGCAGUGCUUCAUCCUUUCCUGUUUGGAUUUUUCCUUUUUUAGUCUCCCUUCCUUUGUUCAUUAUCCCAUCUGUUCACUAUGGGCCUGAUCCAAAACCCAGUGAAGUUAAUGGAAAGAAUCCAUUUGGCUUGAGUAGGCUUUGGAUCAGUCCCCACUGUACCAUGAUCAGAAACAACAUUCAAAUUGGCAAGAGUGGGAAAUGUGUCCCAAUUCCACUAGCAGAUAAUGGAAUUUGGUGUGUACACCUCUUGUGUGCAUGACUUUCUAGGUCAAACCCCAUUUGUCUGUCCAGGUGUCUAUUUAAAAAAUAAAAAAAAUUGGUGGCAAUGAGAGAGAAAUACCAUUGUGAGCAUAUUCACAGUCAAUCCUUUCUUGUCAGUGUGGGUCAGUACCACCCCUAAGGCAUAUCCCCUCUUAAGGGUCAGCCACAACAGCCAUGCUAAUUCUCCCAGGCUCUCUGGAUUGCGCUAGUGCGCACAGACAACCGUCACACAGCUCUCCCUUUGGGAACCCACAUUAUAACUGCACGAUGGAAAGAGGAAGGAAAAGAUGGGUGUGAGUGAGGGAGCGUCUGAACUGAGACACAAGUGGUGUCUGCAUUAUUUUAACCAUCUGAGGUCAGCAAAGGGAAGGGGAAAAUUUAUGACCUGUUAGAUUUACCAUAUUGGCUAUCUCAGGGCAUCCAAGUACAACCAGGUAGGCAUGAGUCAGGGAUUAGCAAAUUCACGAAAGACCUGGUUUACAGAGCAUCCCCAGGUCCCCUUGACUUUGAGUGUAACUGUGGGGGCCUCAGCGUUCCUGAAAAACGCCCAAAAUUUCUCUCUUGGGGUUUAUUUAUAUAGCUGUGUAUGGAAUGUGAAUGUGGAGCAGGUGGAGGCUUAUCUGUCUAAUCUCUCGUGCCCAUUACCCUACUUAAUGCACGAAUGCAUUCUCUCCCAGUAAAGAGACACUAUUAACGUUACUAAUUUAAAUAAUAAUUUACACUAUUAAAAUAGAGAAUUUCCCCAAAUCAUUGCUAAUCACCAUUAAAGCCGUUUGCUUUUUGCAAUUCGCGCAGUUUGGAUACACCACACCAUUCAUGGGGGUUUUACAUCUUCAUUGAUAAAGGUUACUGUCUGAGUCAGGCUACUGGAUUAGAUGGUCUGAUCUAUGUAUGGAUAAUAUGGAGUACGGCAAUUCCUGUGUUCCUAUUACCAUAAAAAUAGCCUCUUUCUAUAGCCCUAAUAUGUUUGAUGCUUAAAAUGAAAUUUUAGCUGUUUUUUGUGGAUCUCCUAAACUAGCACAACAUUUGGGUUGAAGUCACUGCUGGGGAAUAUUAUUCCUUUAAAAUCAACUACUCCUAUUGAACCUGAAAUGGGUUUCUUCUGUAAGUUCUUUUUCUAGCAAUCGGUCACUUGUUUACUCUGGGGUGAAAUUCAUUCCUGGAUAUAGGGUCAGUACAAGUCAUGCACCAACUUAAGUCCCAAGAAAUCAUCUAAGCCCCACUUUAGCGGUCCCGGGCCUCAGGAAUUUACGCAGUAUAUAGCCUUCGUGCUGGUUUUCUGCACAGACACCCUGAAAGCUGCCCGCAUGGAACCCUGUUGCCAAACCAAUGUUUUACCACACCAGUAAAACCUUGCUUGUCCCCUAUAACCUUCAGACAUUCCCCGAGCUGUCAGUCUUUGAGUCUAGGAAGUUAAGCUAUGAAGGAAAAGUAGGGCAUUAUUUUUUAAAUACAAAUAUAUAUUUAUGGAAAUCAGGCCCAGGCCAUGUGACCGUUCUAAUCAUGUUAGCAUGGAGGGGAGGAGGAAGAGAGAGGUUGGUAUGCUAUUUAUAGUUCUAUGUUAGUUUCAUAUGUGUUCACUAUUUGUUCUGUGCAGACUAAUAUUUUAAUAUACCAAGGUUCAUAGGCCAGAUCUCAGCUGGCAGAGUUUCCAUUUACACAAUUUACAUGGAGUAGCUCUGAUUUAUACCAUCUGAGGAACUGGCUCCUGUCACUGGGCCAGGCUUCUCCCCAGCUCCAAAGUAUACACUGCCAUGUCCAGUCUCUUUCAAGGAGGUUUAUUUUCUUAAUAAACCCAGGUAAACAAACAGAAAAAAAGAGGCUUAACUCAGUCCUUGCUUUCAGGUUCCAGCUCUACCCCUCUCAGGGAUUUCUGGCAGGUUCCCAGUUCUGGCCAGUUCUGCUCCCUCUUGGGGGCAGCAGUGUCAGGGCUGUCUCCCUCAGCCACUGGCCCCCUUGCUCCAGGGGGCCCCACCACUGGAGUUUUGCUCCACUCUGGUGUGACUUUACCUCCUCCAGGUAGGUCACAGCCUGUCUCAAUCAAUUCCCCCUCCAGCUACCCAGUUAGCAGCCCUUUAUAGGCCCAGGUGUAGCUCAGCCCUCUUUAAUUGGCUGGAUUGGACUCACUGGCUCUGGUCCAGGGCUCAGUAUAUCCAUAGGGACCAGCUACCCUGUGAUACCCCAUAGCUUUAUCUGCAUCAAAAUAUAUUUUUAGACUAAAAUUUAACUCUGCCUUCCCUUCACCUCCACCACCAUCCCCUUUUUUUUGGUAAUUCCUGUAAAACUGACUUUCAGCAGUGGACAUUGUCUAGACACAGUUACAGUGUAGGUCAAAUAAAUGAGUAAUAUUAAUUGCCACAUCACAAGGGAUUGCCACAGAGUAUUUGGGCUCUAGAUUCUAGCUAGCGCCAACAGGCCAUUGUACAAGAACAGAAAUAUAGUUAGUAUUUUUAUGCUCUGUGACUAAAAUAUUUCAUUCUCCAAGCACUAAUUAGAAAGGGAAUGUUUUGCAUUUUGAAGGUGAAACAGUAGGUCAUUACUUUGGUGAUUGGGAAGAAAGCAGUAUAUUUGAGAGGUGCUUUGUUGAACUACUAUAUACUCUGCAGCUUUGCACUGUAGCUGCACUUACUGUUUCAGUGUUAAGGGCAAAUGACUGUUGGGAGUGUGGGGAUAAACUGGCCACACAAGUGCAUUAUAGACAUCAAUAAAUGUAUACAGGUUCAGUCAGUGAAUCAAUGUGCACACCCAAUAAUCUUAAGACCCAGCAGAUGCACCAUGGACAUUCAGUCUUAGAUUGUGGGUGAGAUCCAGGUUAACUGCCUUGCCUCAGUGAUAAAUUGUAUUCAGAGAGACCCUAGACAUGAGCCAGGAAUUUGUUUUUCCAUAUGCAUAUCACCUAUCUGCUUUUCUUUAUGAAGGCACAGAUGUGGUUUUGCCUCCUAUCUUCUAAGCCUGUGUUGCUUUGGGUCUUGCAAGAAACGCUCAUGAGACUGAAAUGGGCCUGUGUUGUGGUUUAGUUACUGCCACCAGUCUCUGCUCUGACUUACAGCCCACUUCCAACCCAUCCCUCAAAGAGAGUAAAAUGUGGGGAUAUGGAGUAAGGGAAAGCUGGAUUUCCAAAAUUGCCUCAAAGGGGGUGGAGUAAUUCUGAGAUGGAGGGGGACUCCAGCAGCAAGGAGAAAAUUUCUUCACGCCCAGAAGGAAAAUCUUUGUUUGUAUAGAUUGACACCUUCCCCACUCUUACCUUCUCUCCUUCCUUGCCUUUUUAAUUAUGUAGCCCUGUGCAUGGAGAAUAAUGGGGCUGACCUUUUCAGUGGAUUCCACUUUCUCAUGCAACAUGGGUAAAAUAAAUUUGAUCUUUUAUUGUUCAUAUAAUGGGGUGAGUAAGGACAGAAGAGGAGCAGAAGUGGGUGAGUCACAAUAAGACUUCUGUUUUAAAAUAUGUGUUUGUAUCAGACCAAAGCUGAUUCUGGUACAGUGAUGCUGAAGUAAUGGAAUCCCCUCUUCUUGAUUGAUAUAGUUAACUAUAUUCUGUAUUGAGUGAUUUUUAAAGACACUUGCAGGAGUUUUCUUAAAAUAAUAAGCCACUCUAAAUAAAGGCUUUUAUUCAUCUAUAAAUCAUCAUUUAUGCAUUUAUCUGAACAGCUGCCACACAUUCCACUUGGUUCAAUAGAAAGUUCCAUCUGAACUGCAGUGCAAAUGGGAUUAGCAGUGGUAUUACCUAUCUGAAAGCUGUCCUGUCACAUUCUGUAAAUGUUCUCUUACUCUGUAUGAAGAUUUAUGUAAAUAGAGCCUGGACUGAACACCAAACCUGCUAUAGACAGCUCUGGAUACGUACAGGGAAAUGUACCUGGCUUUACCCUAAUUAGCCUUUGGGUGUCACUUUUGUUUCAUGGAAUUACAGCUUCAGCCACUUUUUUUAGGGCUGUAAAUUAGAAGGCCAUAAGAUGUGAGGUCUGGGAGUGACAGUUCAAGGAAUAGCAUUAGUCUUCUGGUACAAGAGCUAAAGGAUCCUACUUUCCCAUGAACACAUCCUCUUAACCACAUGUUAAGCUCAAUAAAAAAUUAAUGCAAAGAAUUUUCUUGGGCAUAUAAAGGGCCAUGUAGUGAUGAAAUUAUAUCAAAUUCAAAUUGCAGGUAUAUUCCAGUCGCCCUGAGUGUUCCAGAGGACAAAUUAUCUGGAGUCCUCUCCUCUAAAAUGAAAUACUUCCCUGUGGAGGGUCAGAAAUGAUGUUUCGGGCCAUCCAAACCAAUGUCACCCUGCAGGUUACAUCCAUGUAUCAUUUUGAUUACUCUCCCUGUAUGUGUGCAAAUACAGAUGACACACAUGUUUAUGGUUUGCCCAUAUGCAUAUUAAACAAAACUAUCCAUUGUGAAAAAGAUGGCAGUUAUUUGGGACUGUGCAAGAACAAAAUCCACCAAACCCCUCAGUAAACUGUAACAGAGCCUCCUUUGACUUUGCUGACAUCUAUGUUCUUUUGCCAAAUGUAUGUUUAACCGUGUGUGUGCGCGCAUGUUGGUUAGUCUCUUUUUGUAAUGACUUCUAUACAUGCACUGCUCAUCUGGAUACAUUCCCAUCUGGUUGUUCACGCUGCAAACAAGUCUUAGUGUAAAGAAAUUGUUUGCUGAAUUCUACAAGAAAACAAUUAUUGGAAUAAAACUAAAUGCUUUUGUAGGAUUACAUAUAUGUAGUUAAGUAAAAACUAAAGUAUGUUAUGCCUUUUCAUUCUUGCAAAUAAAUAUUUUAUGUAGAAAAAA